CGGCACAUCAGUCUCGUGCGUUCCACCGGUUCGGCGACAUUCGUUUUCGUCGCGAUCCGAUCAUAUACCAUUAUUACUAUUAUUUCAUUAUCGUUUAAAUAAAAUACAAAAAACAUCAGUGCCGUUCGAUCGCGCGAUAUUGGCUAUUAUUAUUAUUAUAAUUACAAUACGUCCUAAUAUUAAUAUAUAUAUUGUUGUAAUAGUUUACCUGGAAGAACCGAACAACAUUAAACAGCACCGGCUCGACCGUCCCAUUCGUCAUGAUAUUGUUAUUGUAUUUUUGUUGAACUAACCGCAGUUUCUACAUAAACGUGUGUGCGAUUAAGUAAAAAAUCAAAAACUAGUAAUAUUAAAAAUAACAUAUUUUGAAUUGUUAAGUUUUUUCUGCGUGGUUUUUUUUUUCUGUUGUUGUAAAAUUAUUAUGGUAUGUCGUCUUUGCUAAAGACACAGUUCGCGAUCGACGGCGAAACGCAAUUAAAUCAACAUAAGUACCGAAACGAUCAUGAUAAAUCGUCGGUUCGUUACCGCAAAUCAAAAUCUUCUUCGACCACCAAGGAAAAUAGCGAUACCGAAAGUGACGUUCACGAUUUUCGACUAAGAGAGCCCAUAAUGCCGGAGAAGUUGUUCAAAGUGAUCAUCAUCGGAGACCCGACGGUUGGCAAGACGGCGUUUGUCAAGAGGUACGUGCAAAACUCUUACAGCCGCGAGUACAAGGGCACGGUGGGUGUGGAUUUCGCCUUGAAGAUCAUCAAAAUAUCCGAAACGGAAACCAUCAAGUUGCAACUGUGGGACAUAGCAGGACAGGAGAGAUUCACGUGGAUGACCAGGGUGUACUACAAGGAUGCUCACGGCUGUGUGAUCAUGUUCGACCUGUCGAAUAAGAAUUCUUUUGUCAAUACUCUGAAAUGGAAAAAGGACGUGGACGCCAAGUGCACACAACCCGACGGCAGUCCCAUACCGUGCAUGCUGCUGGGAAACAAGUGCGACUUGCCGCAGAGACAAAUCGAUCAGUUGGACAUUGAAUCUUUCUACAAGGAGAACAAUUUCAUCGGUUGGACGGAGACGUCGGCCAAAGACGGGCUGAUGGUCAACGAUUCCAUGCAGUUUCUGAUCAAUUCGAUGAUGGGACAGUGCUCCGACGAAACGGACCAUCCGGAUUUGGUCAAGCUGAGCGGUCCCAGUGCAGAAUCCAAGAAACCCUGUUCCUUUUGCUAGCACAAUAAUAGUUAUAGGAUUAUUGUUUUAAACCAUCGGCACUUAACCGCCGGAUUACAGUUGUACAGGGGCAGGAUUUCUGUAGGAUUUAUUUGUCCUGGUCGGCAUAAACGCAUCGCAAGCGUGUGUUCGAAGGUACGCCGUGUACAUAUAAUAUUUUUACUCAACACUGUUAUUGUUUUAUUAGCAGCCCGACGGGUAAACGUUAUCCAUAUAUUUUUAUUACGCUUGUGUAACAUAAUAUAUACAUAUGUAUAAAUAGCCAUAUUUGUUUUUUAUUUAAACCGCUUGUGUG
This is a messenger RNA of Adelges cooleyi (spruce gall adelgid), 1510 nucleotides long. Its product is annotated as ras-related protein Rab-7L1-like. The record is from RefSeq and is a predicted model, not a curated record. Bases 427 to 1215 code for a protein of 262 amino acids. NCBI's taxonomy places the organism in Eukaryota, Metazoa, Arthropoda, Insecta, Hemiptera, Adelgidae. Gene Ontology annotation, biological process: vesicle-mediated transport. The transcript is spliced from 6 exons. Gene Ontology annotation, molecular function: GTPase activity; GTP binding. Gene Ontology annotation, cellular component: Golgi apparatus; vesicle; trans-Golgi network.